This is a messenger RNA of Patiria miniata (bat star), 3903 nucleotides long. RefSeq names its product PH and SEC7 domain-containing protein-like. NCBI's taxonomy places the organism in Eukaryota, Metazoa, Echinodermata, Asteroidea, Valvatida, Asterinidae. The record is from RefSeq and is a predicted model, not a curated record. Gene Ontology annotation, biological process: regulation of ARF protein signal transduction. The transcript has 14 exons. Bases 83 to 3199 code for a protein of 1038 amino acids. Gene Ontology annotation, molecular function: phospholipid binding; guanyl-nucleotide exchange factor activity; protein binding.
UAAUUUGUGACGACCAGCGAUAUCGCUAAAAAAUGGUCAAAAUAAUCCGUGCAUACGUCAUGUACGUGUGUACCGUGCAAACAUGGACGAAAUGGCCGACGGGGUGAAAACUUUGAAUCUUCAGCGGGCUCUUUCUGGGGGAUUCGGUUUCUCCCUGAUGGGAGGAAAGGGAACUAGUUUUCCUCCAGUCAUAUGCGACGUUCUGAGCAAUUCGCCGGCCUCGAGGUGUGAACAGAUGCAAGUCGGGGACAUCAUUCUGGAAAUAAAUGGCGAACUCGUCGAGGGCAAAACUACAAAAGAAGUUGUCACCAGUUUGAUGCGUUCACCGGACGACCUCAUCCUGAAAGUCAAAGAAGAUACGGAUACAAAAGCAAGAGUGCUCAAGUUUCUGGAGCCCCUAGAAAAUCCUCCCGGGUCCAACCCCAAGAUCAAAGUGAAGUCCAUCGGUCGCGCCAGCCCCAAAGUGAAGCGACAGAAGAGCAAGGAAUCCUCUCCGUCCAGAACUGGUCCAAGCCCUACGUCGACCCCCAAUGAGAGGAACAACGAUAGGCCCGAGAAUGGACGGACUAGUGCGGGUUCGGAUUCCCCAUCGCAAAAAUCGGAUGCCAGUUCGGGGAGAGUUGAUGGCCAUAUAGGGCAGAAUGCGUCCACAGCUGACACGAGUGUAGAUUUAGAAGUCAAACAAUGCAAGAGCGGGGGUGUGAUUAUCGUAGAGAGCCCUAAAAAAUCCCAGCAGUCUCCUGUGAAAGCCAACAACGUCCAUUCUCCGGAUCACAGGAUAGCUGGCGGUGGCCCCGUUAACGGGAUUGCGAGGGAUCGAUUACGGGAACGGGAUGUGCCAAGCGCCAGGCAGGUGUACGCAGCCAAUGCGUACUCGUUUAGCUCCGAUUCCAGUAUUUCCGACAUUCCAUCCGUGCAGGUUAUGACCACGGUGGCGCAGAUACACCGAGAAGACUCGUCGCUUGUCGCACGGACGUCAAUCGAACAGGGGAAAUCUGAUGCGGCAGACGGUCAGCUUCUCAGCAGUCCAAGUCACAAUCACAAGUACCCCAGCCAAGAAUCUGAUUUCAAGCACAACGAUAUCAACAGGAACAUUAGCAAAAUGCCAGUUGUUACGUUAGCCGAGAGCGAAUCGUCCCAGAGUGAGCUAUCCUCCCAAGCAAGCUCUUGUCCGGAGGAACCACUUACAGACUCGCCUCUCAGAACUCAAAAACUCGCAGCGACCUCGAAGCAUCCCGCUGGUAGGGAUGCCACCGAGUGCGAACGCGCCACGCAGGUUGACGUCUCGGUGGGAGGAGACAAGGAAACGGAUAGCGUGACUUACGACUCUGGAUACGCAAGCACGUCAUCUGUCGCCAAACAGUGCACAAACCUCUCCCAGUCCCAAUCAACUCAGACAAACUUGGACCCCGACACCAACAGGUUGGUGGAAAACUCCGUGGAUGAGCAGCCCACGGAUGAGUCCCCAAAGGCGGCUGCCCUGGUGCGUCAUGGGAGCGAUGCCACGGAGACAUGGAACGGGGGAAUGGGUUCCAGGACGUCCAGCGACCACAGCGUGAAUUCCGAGGAAUCCGAGUGUCUGGACAUGGACAGUUUAGGUAACGCUCUACAGGCCGGCAGCAAGAAUCUAGACGUGCCGUCAGCCCAGCGGCUUGCCAAACGGUUGUUCCUGUUGGAUGGAUUCAAGCGGUCGGAUGUCUCAAAGCAUUUAAGUAAAAGGAAUGACUUCAGCAAACUGGUUGCCGAGGAAUACGUCACCUACUUCGAUUUCAGCAACCUACCCCUGGACAUCGCGCUACGCAAAUUCCUGGCCAAGAUCGCGGUGUCGGGCGAGACCCAGGAGAGGGAGCGCGUACUGCUUCACUUCUCCACGCGGUACCAGCGAUGCAACGAGAUCGAGUACCGGUCAGCCGAUGCCGUACACACCCUGACGUGUGCGCUGAUGCUGCUGAACACCGACCUCCAUGGACAGAACAUCGGCAAGAAGAUGUCGCUGAGCUCCUUCAUAUCCAACCUGGAGGGUCUGAACGAGGGUGAGGACUUCUCCAAGGAAUCUCUCAAGAUGUUCUACCAGUCCAUCAAGUCCAAGCCGCUGGAGUGGGCGUGCGACGAGGAUGAGAAACUCCUCAAGCGAGGGAGCAGGACAGGCAACGGGACCAUGACUAUCAGCGGCAAUCCGUUCCUUGAGGUCCAGAAUGACCCUAAUGCUCCAGUUUACAUCAAAGGUUACAUUAUGAGAAAAGUAACCAGGGACGCUGAAGGAAAGAAAAAUCCUAAAGGGAAAAGAGCGUGGAAAAUGUUCUAUGCAACAGUGAAAGGACUAAUUCUUUAUUUACACAAGUCUGAGAUGCACCAUCAGAUGCACUUCAACAGCCCCAAGGAAGCGGUCAGCAUCCACCACUGUCUUGCCAGCAAGGUGCCCAACUACAACAAGAGACCCAACGUCUUCAACCUGCGUCUUGCCAACUGGAAGGAGUUCCUCAUGCAGUGUCUACCAUGCGAUGACAAGCAGAAUCAGGAAGCAGGCGCCACUACUGAUUCUAACACACCCCAAGGUUCCAGUGACACACAAGAUUUGCAGAACUGGAUGCAAGCGUUGAACCUAGCCUCAGCGGUUCACUCCGCUCCGCCGUUGCCGGCCGCCGUCGGUCUGCAGAAGACGUUCAGACGACCGCUGCUACCAUCAUCACUAACCAAGCUGAACAUGCAAGAGCAACUUGCCAACCACGAGAGGAAAGUAGAAUCCAUAGAGCAGGAGCUGGAGGACCAUCGGACCUACCCUCCCGAUCAGGGGCAGAGGACGUCCGUGAUGAAGGACUACCAGAUCAAGCAAGAGUAUCUGGAAUUUGAGUUGUCUCGCUUCAAGACCUACAUCUACCUACUCCGCUCCCAGCCCACCUUCCCCAUCGGCAAGUACCCGCUGGAGGAGGUCAUGCCCCAACCCAAGCAGUCAGUGGACAGCAUGUCGUCCUCCACGUCAAGCAUCUCGUCGUCGGAGGGGAGUCAGGGUGCCAGUCCACAGCAGCAACAGAACCAGAUGUACAUGUAUGAAGAUGGUGAAGUAGUCAACCGUUACUACGACGACACGGAUGACACUGAUGAGGAGAGUGACUCGGACACAGGUUAUCAAGAGGACUAUUCCGUGAUGGCAGUAGCACCUUUCCCUAUCAAUCAAUUUGACGAGAUGACAAAGUUGUAAAAAAUGAAUAUUCAUAAAAUGGACUCGAUCUACCUGUCAGUCGUACAGUGCAUGUUGACCAAUUAGAUCGCGACUUUUUGGUAAGGUGACCACUGAAGCUCGGUCAAAGAAAAUAUUAAAUUUAUCGAUUUUUUUUUAUGCCAGUUACAGAAUAUUCUGAACUUAACAUCAAGAAUUAGUGUAUCAUAAUUGACCGAUCAGUUACUUAUUUUAUAUGUAUAGUCAUAAAAGUAUAUUCAAAGUGUAUUCAAUUAUUGUAAAGUGUGAAUAAGGCAUUAUAAGCAUCAAAUGUAUGUAAAAAAAAAAUUUGUCAUUAUAGCUUUGUUAAAACUAUAUUUGUUAAUACUAUCCUCAUUACCCUAUUUAUGACAUACAAAUGACAAAAUGGCCAUUCUAAGACUCGAAAAAAAAGUGAAACACACAGACAACUGGACUAAACUUACUAGAGAAAGUUUCAUGACCUAUCCAGGUCACUUCCUCAGCACAACAGACUUUGAAGUUUAUUGGUAUAGGCAAUCAAGUUUUAUCACAGUAUUUUCUUUUUAAGUUUUGGAUUUUUUUGUUUUUAAUACUGAAUAACUCAGUCUCGGAGAGCCAGUUUUCACGUCAGCAAAACAAUUUUGUUUUAAACAAUGAGGUAAAACAAACAUGUAAAUUGAACCAAAUUUAAUGAAAACUUGAGCCGAAGAAAAAGUGAGAUUUUU